AUGCUUUUCCAGUUCUGGCGAGCGUUCAGCACGAGCGUGCGAGCGCUAAAAAAGUCGCCGUCGUCGAAACGAUGGCUCAACCGGCAGAACAAUGAUGCGUUUACGCGCUUGGCCAAGACAGACAGUUUUAGGUCCCGAGCUGCCUACAAGCUUUUGGAGCUGCAUAAACGCUUCAAUUUGUUUCGCCCCGGUAUGACCGUCGUCGACCUCGGAUACGCUCCAGGCAGUUGGAGUCAAGUCGCAGUAAAGCACGUCCGGCCUAAAGGACGUGUCUUUGGUGUCGACAUGCUCUUCGUGACGCCGCCCGACGGUGUAACCGCAAUCCAAGGCAACUUUCUCAAUCCAGCCGUGCAGGCUCGCUUAAAACAGAUGCUUGCCGAUCCAACUCAUGGACAACCAGUUCCAUUCCACCAUAAUGUUGCAUUUGUGUCGCAGGACGAGGCAGAUGCAGUGCGCAAGAUCAGAGAGAAAGAGCAAUUGGAGGCCCACUUGUACGCCCUGGAGCGAAUCCAAGAACACGGAGAAGCAGACCCGGAAACACCGGUAGAUUUAGUGCUAAGUGACAUGCUAGCCAAUACUUCUGGACUAAUAGCGCGUGACCACAGCGCGAGCGUUGAUUUAUGCGACGCCGCGCUAUUAUUUUGCAUCGAGUGUUUACGCCCUGGUGGCAGCUUUGUAUGCAAGUUCUAUACUGGGGAUGAAGAUCAGGCUUUACAGAAACGUCUCCAGGCAGUUUUCAAAACAGUGCGGCGAGCUAAGCCUACCGCGUGCCGUCCUGAGUCGCGAGAAGCAUAUUUCGUUGCCUUGAACAAACGCAAGAAUGUUGUAAAGUCUGAUGUUUUUCCCGAUCUACAGUAA
Messenger RNA from Wickerhamiella sorbophila, 858 nucleotides. RefSeq names its product rRNA methyltransferase 2, mitochondrial. Gene Ontology annotation, biological process: RNA methylation. NCBI's taxonomy places the organism in Eukaryota, Fungi, Ascomycota, Dipodascomycetes, Dipodascales, Trichomonascaceae. Gene Ontology annotation, molecular function: rRNA (uridine-2'-O-ribose)-methyltransferase activity. The coding region runs from base 1 to 858 and encodes 285 amino acids. The record is from RefSeq and is a predicted model, not a curated record. The transcript has 3 exons. Gene Ontology annotation, cellular component: mitochondrion.